Paramecium primaurelia is the source of this 1309-nucleotide messenger RNA. NCBI's taxonomy places the organism in Eukaryota, Ciliophora, Oligohymenophorea, Peniculida, Parameciidae. The record is from the annotation of a GenBank genome assembly.
AUGAUUUAUUUUUUUACACUUCUUUUAGCACUAGUAAGUUCAGUAUCUGUGGGAGAAACAGCUUGUACAGCCUUUAAUGCAAAUGCAGUUGAUUGCAAUGCUACAGGUUAUUGUAGACAUGAUGGAACUACAUGUAUUGGACUAUCUUGCUAUAUGAUAAAUGAAGUAGCAGCUUGUAGAUCUGGACCUUCAGGGAGUGGAAUUCCUACAGGAGCUCUAUCAUCAAAAUGUGACUCAUUAGAGUAGUUUAGUUUACAAUAUGAUAAUGUUUGUUGAUAAAGGAGAUGGUAAAUUGAAUUAUGCUUUUGUACGUUUUGCUAAAACCACAGAUGGAUCUGCACUUUAAACUACUGGUACAACACCUAUACUCGUUGGAGCAUUAGCUGCUUCAGAACCAAAUAUGUUCUCUUUGUAUACAAUAAACCCAUGGAAAUCUCCUGAGGGAAGUUAAAGUGCAGCUACUUUGAAAACAGAAUUAGAAGCAAUAUUGGAUAGAUAUAUUUUAUUUUAUUCAGUAUUGAUUGAUACUACUAAUUCUCAUCCAUUUUACUUAGAAAGAACUACUUACUAAGCAUUAUAAUUGAUAAGAGUAAUUAUAAAUUUCAUUUAAUGAUAGGAUUAAGUAGAUUUUGAUUAUACAAUGAGAAAAGCAAUACUACCUAAAAUAUGGUAAGUUGCUGAAAUAGCUCUUUUUAGAAUUGCUAAAUUUUCACCUGCUUAUUAUCAAACAAAUUAUUAUUUCCUUAAUUUUGCAUCAUGUCCAUAUUCUAGAAGAGAAUUAAAAAUUAAUGGAUAAUUACACACAGUUAGAAUUGACUGGAUUGGUUAUUCAUAUACAGCAAAUGGAUUUAUGCAAGUCUAUUCUUAUGCUGCAGAAUAGUUUGGUAUAAGAAAUGCACUAACAGACAUUAUUGCUUUGAGACCAACUACUUCUGUAACUACAGCUGAUACCAUUAAUUUAGAUACUGGAUUUACAGGUUUCUACUUAGAAUGGACUUGGAGUGACACAAAUUUGGUUGUUGUUGAAAAAGAUAUCAAAUUAUAUUAAUUUGAUGAAAGUGCUGCCAUAGCAACUGAUGUUGUUAAAUAAGUAACUACAACUAUUACUUGUACUAUUGCAACAAAAACAUGUAAAACAACUGCUAUAACUACUCCAAUUACUUCUGCUACUACUAGAAUCAAUUAUUAUUUCAGUUAUGGUCCUGGUAAAUGUGUUGAUAAAACUGAAAUUUAAUGUAAAUUAUCAAUCGAAUAAGGAGCACCAUGUACUUAUACAUCAUCUAAAACAACUGAUUAUAAAUGCUCCUGA